Molecule: messenger RNA, 489 nt
Organism: Impatiens glandulifera
Lineage: Eukaryota; Viridiplantae; Streptophyta; Magnoliopsida; Ericales; Balsaminaceae
Product: spermidine hydroxycinnamoyl transferase-like
Exons: 2
Coding region: 1-489 (162 amino acids)
Molecular function (GO): acyltransferase activity, transferring groups other than amino-acyl groups
Source: RefSeq, a predicted model, not a curated record
AUGUUAACUGUGAAAGCAUCCCACCUUAUCAAACCGGCCGUUAAAACACCUUCUGGCUACAUGUUUUUGCCGGAAAAUGAUCAGUUCAUGCCUAUAACACACGGAACACAAAACCCUCACUAUUUUCCACCCAUUAGCCGGCCGCCUCCACUUAGCCUCCCGAACCCUCGCUUCCAGCUUAACCUCAACUCCGCCGGAGCUCUCCUACUAGAAGCUGAAUCCACCAAAAAAGUUGAAGAUUUCGGCGAUUUCUGCCCCACGCCGGAGAUCAGACAGCUCAUUCCUUCCGUCGAUUACACCCGUCCAAUUCAUGAAAUCCCUCUUCUUAUUGUUCAAAUAACUAAGUUCAAAUGCGGCGCCGUUAGUCUCGGACUGGGAUUUCAUACCGUUGUUGAUGGGCGAGCCAUGCUUCAUUUUAUAUCGGAGUGGGCCAGAAUUUCUCGUGGGGAAUCGCCGAGUAUCUUCCUUUUCUUGACAGGACUGUUCUGA